This is a messenger RNA of Cyprinus carpio (common carp), 7505 nucleotides long. RefSeq lists its product as uncharacterized. Gene Ontology annotation, cellular component: nucleus. The record is from RefSeq and is a predicted model, not a curated record. Gene Ontology annotation, molecular function: RNA binding; zinc ion binding. Lineage: Eukaryota; Metazoa; Chordata; Actinopteri; Cypriniformes; Cyprinidae.
AAGUUUUUUGUGAAGCUGAGACUCUGUAUUCCUGUGCGUCGGCUUAUUUGUGGAUUUUAAGGUCCCUUUGAGGCCCAGAGCAGGUGUGAGUGCUACAGGAGCACAUUUGCCCUCCAUUCAGCUUUUUAGGGGCAGAAGCAUGAUAAAGAGAAAUAAGAAACUAAAUUCCCAAGAUGGCUCAACAAAUGCUAUCACAAGUAACAAUGUCAACAAACCGGCCAAUAGCCUGGCUCUCUUCUCGCAACCGAAUACCCCAAACAGCUUUUCAUUGUUCUUGGAAAGUUGUGUGCCCCCUGUUGCAUUGAGGCAUUUUGGGAGUCUGCCGCUUUUAGGCCCCGUCUCCCUUCAGCUGGCACAGAUAAAGACUCAGUUGGCACUGCACCAGCUGAAUGCAAUUGCUGGCACAAGCGUCACUCCGCCUGCAAUUGCUUCCCCUGCUUUGACCUUGCUCAACUUGCUCAAGGUCACCAUGUCGCAUCCUUUAUAUAAUCCCCGCGGAGGGCCGUUCCCCAGUGGUCAGAGACCCGUUGUGCCUGGCCAGUAUGGUCUUGGGUCACAGCCUCGAAUGGAGCUGGGGGCAGCCCGUCUUGGCCCGGGUUCCAUAUCCGGUUCUCGCGGGGGAUUGAUGGUCAACCAGCCCUUCUCACUGGGACAGCGGCAGUCGCAGAUUUCCCCAGAUCUCGAAGCCGCCAUAGACCGGAACCUUCGGGGAGCCCGCGAGGAAGUUCGCCUUCUCACUCAAAUUCUCCAGCAACCCAAAAAAGCAGAUCCCCGCAUGAGAGAGGAUGCAAGGGAUGAAAAGCUUUCCUCCGGCAGUGGCUUUUCAGGGACUUCGCGAUCUGAUGAGGUGGACUGGUCCAUAUUCCAAGCCCCAGGCAAGCACUUUGCAUCUUCAAGUUUGGACCGUCCUUCCAGUUCUUCACAGCUGUUCCCAUCUGCAAGUUUUGUUGGAGGAUCAAGUGGUUUGGACAGCCAGCCUCCGCCGGAACAGCGGCCUUCACGCUACACCUCUGAAAGUGCCAGCAGCAUCCUAGCGAGUUUUGGACUCUCCAAUGAGGACCUAGAACUUCUGAGCCACUAUCCAGAUGAUCAGCUGACCCCCGACAACCUACCGUUUAUUUUACGAGACAUCCGAAUGCGUAAAGCGAAGAGGGACGUUGAUGCGAGAUCUGACUACAACAAAGUUAUUGACUAUGGACAUUCUAGUAAAUUUGACUAUCCUGAGGAGAGCCCGGAUGGCUAUGCAAGUGAACACCUGCCUAAAGAGUCACCAAAGUUUGUGAGGGAGGUCUCUGGACCACCCUUCAGUGGCAUGGACAUCACAAAGCAUCCUCAGACGUGUCAGCCAGCUCCAGGCCCUGUGCAAGUUCCAAAGCUUCAGAAACCUCCACCAGGAGAUCCAAGACCCUCCAAGACGAUUCAAACGAGACCAUCUGCAUCCCAGCCUAUUCUGCAGCCUUCCAGUCGACCUCCUCUACCUCUACAGAUACCGCCUCAACUUGGUGUUCUUCCUAUGAUGACCGUUGACGAUAUCUCCAGAGGUCUGAAUGCCAACUGGAUCCCGUUCCUUUCCCCUCCAAUCAGCGCGCCUGCCAUGAAGAGGCUUCCAACUCCGACCAUGAUGAACGAUUACUCAGCAGCUACACCAAGAAUCUUUCCUCAUACAUGCUCUCUAUGUAACAUUGAAUGUAUCCAGAUUAAGGACUGGCUUGAACAUCAGAAUACAAAUCUUCACAUUGAGAGUUGUAGACGUCUUCGGAAACAAUAUCCUGACUGGAAUGUUGAGGCUGUCUCUGUUUCAAGACCUGAGCCCAAAACUGAACACAGCAGCUCAAAGCGCCACACUCAAUCGCACUCAUACUCCAGAUCCCCCAGUCCGAAGCGCCACCAUGACUCCUCAAGCCGCCGUAAGCGAUCCCGUUCUCGCUCCCGCUCCCGUUCUCGCUCCCGAAGCCCUAGAAGAUACCGGCGUUCCAGAAGUCGCAGCCGGUCCCCUCAUAGGAAGUCUCGAGGCAGUCCUUACAGACGGAGGACCCGUAGUCCACCAUCUCAACGGUCAAGGUCUCCAGUUUACAGUAGGCGCUCUCCUGUACGCCGUUCGAGCCCCCGGCGGAGCAGCCCAUCCUGGCACCAGAGAUCUAGCAGUAGUGAACGAUUGGCCAUGAAACUCAUGUCAUCAAGUGAGUUUUCUUCAAUCGCAGACAGUAGUACUUUGAAGGCUGUUGUGAAAUCCUUGGCACCAGCCCUGCUGGCUGAGCUAGCAAAGAAGAAAAGUAGUUCCACUGCUUCCUCAUCAAAGGGCAGCAGUAGCAGCAGUAGCUGGAAACGGCCGCCCUCUCCUAAGAGAGCAGAGUACUCCAAGGCAAGCAGAACCCCUGUCUCAAAGUCCUCCAGCACUCCAAAGCCGAGACCCAAGGAUGCCCCUGGCACAUCCUGUUUGUUGAGGCUCAUUGGAAUUCCUUAUUGGACCACAAGCAAAGAACUGACUGAUGCCAUUGAGCCUUUUGGCAAGAUUUAUACUGCCAUCCUCCUCAAGGCAAUUAAUGAGGCCUCAGUGUGUAUGGAGAGAGAGGAGGAUGCCAAAGCUUUGCUCAACUGUAAGAACCUGACAAUUCAUGGGCAGGUUAUUAAAGUCUGCAUGGAGAAGGAUGCAAGAGAUGAUGAUGAUGGGAGAAAAUCUGUUAAGACCGAAAAACCUUAUAAGAAAAAAGAGGUGACCACAACAACAAAACCAAUCCAAUCAGCAAAAGUAAAGGGUGCAAACCCGGUUAAGGCACCUCAGACAGCAAAAGCAAAAGAGGUGACAGGUUCCAAGAUGUCUCACCUAACCAAGGGAAAACCAAGUGACCCCAACAAGACGUCUCAGGUACCAAAGGGAAAACCAAGUGACCCCAACAAGACGUCUCAGGUACCCAAGGGAAAACCAAGUGACCCCAACAAGACGUCUCAGGUACCCAAGGGAAAACCAAGCGACCCCAACAAGACGUCUCAGGUACCCAAGGGAAAACCAAGCGACCCCAACAAGACGUCUCAAGUAACCAAGGGAAAACUGAGCGACCCAAAAAAGACUGUUCAGACAGCUAAAGCUAAACCCCCUGCUAAGGGUUCAGAGACAGCCGUUGCAAAGAAAUUGGUAAAGAAGGAAAUACCCUGGCGAAAAAAUGUAGUUGAGAUUACAAAUCUUCCAGAGGAAGGGGUUACAGAGGAUGACCUCACCAACCUUGCUAAACCAUAUGGCUUCACUGCAACUCCUGUCAUAGCAAUCACUCAACAAAAGGCCUAUCUGCAGAUGCCCAACACAGAGGCAGUUGAAGCAAUGGUGAAGGCCUACUCUGAGACCCCAGCUAAAGUGCAAGACAAUGAGAUAACCGUUAAGAUGAUGAUGCAACCUAUUGACCUGAGUUACACUGAGUCAGUAUUCAGAGUGCUAAUGGGCAUGGAGAAAUCGCCUGAAAUCGUCACAUUGCCAGAACGCCUUCUCAUUGUUUGCAAUGUACCAAAAACACUUGGGGCAAUCAAGGAAGUAGAGAAUAUAAUUAAACGCUAUGGUGCCUUCAAGAAAGUUUUGCCUCUUAAUGGCAGGAUUAUUUUUGAAAUGGAGAAUGCUACUUCCGCUAGGACUAUCUUCACUCGCUUCCUGAAGUUUCGAUGUGUGGUCCAGAACAGUACCCUUAGCUUCCAACUAGCCAAACCAGUCAAGUUUAAAAAGAAGACUGAAGCAAAAGGAGCAAACCCUCCUGGUACAACAGCAGCGACAAUAAAAAAAACGAAUACCGUCAAAGCCCAAAAGGUAGUCGCUGCUGCAGCAGCUUCUGCUGCCUCUACUGCAGGUCCACCUGUCACAAAAGACAAAGCUACAAAAACUAAUGCUAGUACUGCAGCUAAAGAAGAUGAAAUUAUUGUUAUAAGCGAUAGUGAAGUAAGUUUGAAUGAAAGUGUUGGUGAUGAAAAGAUGAAUGCUGAUACAGCUGCAACUAAAGUUACCGCAGUUCCCAAAGACAUUAAAGUUGAUGGGUCUGCUAAUGCAGAAACAACUACUUCUGAGAAUAAAGCAGAGAAGGAUACCCAAGCUGUUAAUGAAACUGUCAUGGAGACCCCUGAAACUGAAUCUGUGAUAAAAGAGCAUGAAGCUGCAUCCUCAGUUCCCACGGCUGAAUCUAAGAUUGAGAAUAAGGAGCUUGAAGUUGAAUCCUCUAUUCCCUCUUCAGAAUCUGCUGUUUUGGUCCCUGCAGAAUCUGCUGUUACAGUUGAGUCUCCAAACACAGAGCAUGAAGUUGGAUCUCCAGUUCUUGCUUCAGAAUCUGGAAAAACAGAGCUUGAGGUUGCAUCGGCUGUUUCCGCUUCAGAACCUGCAAUUUUAGUGGAGUCUGCAGAAGCAGAGCAUGAAUUGGCUUCCUCAGAAACUUCCAUUUCUAUAGACUCAACUGAUCAAACAGGGACAUUGCUUAAGAAAAACGAUCAGAAUGUUCUGCAGGCUGAAGAUGUUCCCAAAGAUCUGGUUCCUACAUCUGUGGAAGAAAGCAAAAUUGACAAAUCAAAGUUAGAAGAAGACAAUAAUGUUGAGUCCAAGUCAGAAAUGGAGAUUGGUGCUUCAACUGUUAGCAGUGAGGAAACUGCAGUAGAGGGCAUGGAGACCCAGAGUCCAGAAGAACCUACCAAAGGCACUGAUGUCAAAGAAGAUGUUUUGGAAACUCACAAGCUCAAGAUUGAAAAUGAGGGCCAAACGAAUGACUUGAAACCAACUGAACCUUUAGAGAUGGACAUAAAUCCUCAGUCUAGUAAUGAAAAUGAACCUGCUGAAGAGCAUGUCCCUGCAGCUGUUGAAUCUGACUCCAUUCCAACCUUUGAUCCUGCCUCUGACCUACCCUCCACUUCUGAUCAGACAGUCAGUAAUUCAUCAGUCACAGUUACUUGUGCCUCAAACAGUCCUCAAAAGGUGCUUGAGCCCUUCCAGAUUGACGACAAUUCUCUGGACUUUCCUCCGGUUACGCAGGAGAUUUUGAAGGCCCUUGAAUUAGCUGUCCAUCAGUGUCGCUUACAGUCUUCACUAAAACGUGCUGAAGAAGAAGCCAGACAGAAGGCAGAAAUGGAGAAAAAAGCUGCAGAGAAGAAAACCGCUAAAGGUCCGUUGAGCUCAAAGAAGCCCGCUCAAGCAACCAAGAAGACUACUCAAGCGGAGAGCAAAAAGAUUCAGAACGAGAAAGAGAAAAAGUCUACGAUUUCUGGGUCAAAGAGUAAGCCUGCAGACACCUCGUCCCCAGAGAAAGAGCCAACAUCUAGACACAGGAGCAGGGGUAAUUCUGAAGAAGAUGGCCCUAGCACCAGGCGUGGGGGAUCUUCUGGGUCCUCCUCCUCACGGAGGAGCAGGCGGGAGUCCACUCCUCCAUCAAAGCAUUCAAGCCCUCCAUCAAAGCGUUUAAGGGGGCAUGAUGCUGAUCACAGGAGUCAUAGCAAAAACUCACAGCCUUCGAGGAGUCACUCAAAAACAAGGACAGCUGAAAAGGAAAAAGAUGAGGAACUGUUUCCAUUUAACAUUGAUGAGUUUGUGACCGUUGAUGAAGUAGGGGAUGAUGCAGAGGAGACUGUGGUCUCGUAUACCGAGUCUUCAGUCAAGGAUGAGAAGAUUGAGGAUGAACCCCAUUCCCACGACAUAGUCUCUCCUAUUGCUGAGUCAGAUCCAGCUGAUCAAACAAAACAAACUGACAAGAUUGUUGCUUCUAAGAUAGGAAAUCCUGAAGUUAUUGAAUGUGCAGAUAAAAUAGAAGCCAAUAUUGAAGAAACCACAUCAGCUGCAGAAGUUGUUGCAUCUCCAAAGCCAGAAGAGCAAGAGUCUCAGGAAGAGAUAGCCGAUGAACCACUGGGAACAGAUAGGAUGGAAACUGCCAUUGAGAACGAGACAACCAAGCCUUGUACUGUAGCAGAAAAUGCUUCAGCAGAGAUGGACAACAAUGUUGAGACCCUUCUAACCAUGAAAGAAGACCCUGACAUUGGGACCUUGGAUGAGUUAGAGCCAAGCGAGUCAGUUACUUCCUCUCCUUCACAGAAGGAACUCUGCCCACCAACGUCUGCAGAAACCUUAGAGAAAUCAGAAGAUGUACAUCCCGAGGAGCCCGAAACCUCUGCCCCAGUGAUGGACAAUAAUGAUGAGGCAACUGAGAUUCCAUCCCAUGAUGCAAUGGUCACUCUUGAUGAGGUCAGUGAGGGUGAGGAAGAUUUUCUCGAUGAAACAAAUGAGGAACAGCAUUCGAAGGCUGAUGAAGUGCCUGAGACACUUGUAACGGUUGAUGAGGUUGGAGAAGAUGAAAUGGGGUGUGAAGAAUACCAGCUGGACAAAGAACUUCAAGGCCUAGUUACACUGGAUGAGAUUGUUGAUGAAGAGGAGGAGUUUUAUUCAUUCAAUCCUGAGACUCUUGUAACCCUGGAUGAGGCCAAGGGUGAUGAUGAGGAGAACGAGGAAGUGGAGCAUAGUGAAGACAAGCCAACUACCCCAAGCACCACAACACCAAUCAUACCAGAAGAGCCUGUGAAAUCACCAAGCCAAGAAGAGGAUGCCUGUGACCUUGAAGAGCUCCGCAAGAUGAACUUUGUAACUGUGGACGAAGUUGGGGAGGAGGAAGAGGAACAACCACUCAGCGAAGAUGUCAAAGAGGAGAAGCAAGUUAAAAAGAGAGCUACAAGGGCCAAAAAGAGAACACGCCAGACCCCAGUGAGGAGAUCCACAAGAGGUAAAAGAGGAGCGACAAAGAUUGCUGAAGAAGCAGAGGAGCCCGAGACGAAUGCGGAGUGUGAACCAGAGGCAGCUGCUUCCGUAAGCGAGAGUCCUCCGGCAGCUGUCGAAUCCAUGGAUCUCGAGGUUAAGCCAGAACCGCAAAAAGCUGAAGCCGUGAAAGUUCCUGAAUCAUCGACUGCAGAGGUCUCUUCGGGGUCAGAAGAGGACAGGACGAGAGCUAAAGAUGAUGACUCUGCAAAGUCAGAAAGUGAUGCUGUUGACACACCAGUCUCUGACAGAAAAUCCUCUAUCAAAGAAGAGUCCAAGCAACGGCGGGAGAUGGAGCUGACACAGGAACCGGAGGCUAAGAAGGCCCGCUCUCAUUCCCCUCUGAUUGAAGACUUCACCUUGCCGCCGUUUAACCCAGACAAUCCCAUUGGCGUUGACUUUGUGGUACCCAAGACGGGUUUCUUCUGCAGACUCUGCUCUCUAUUCUAUGGCAAUGAGGAAACUGCUAAGAAAAGUCACUGUAGUAGCCUAAAGCAUUACCAGAACAUGGAGAAUUACUACAAGAAGCUCAAGUCUCAGAAGCAGGGGGGCUGCUCAGCACAGACAACGCCCAGUCAUAGUUCCUCUUCUGAAUAGCCCGUUAAGAGUUUUUAUCCUCUUUUUUUUUUUUUUUUUUUUUUUUUGUUAACAGAUGGGUCCAAUUGUUUUGUUGUAAAGUUUUAUUAAUUUUUCUUGUUUAGAAUGAAAUGCAUUGGCUCAUGCUAAAUAAAGGUAACAUAUAAUCAGA